UGUUCAACAAAUUAUGAAUGUGAGGCGGUCCAGAGUGAUCUGUAAUAGAGAAGGCGAUGAUGAUUAUGGCGAUCAAGUGUCUGAUGAUGAUGAUGAUGAUGAUUGAUUGAUGGAGAGGAGUGGUUCUGGCCUGGAAACAGAGGCAGCAGCCACAUCUAUAUAUGCCGAGAAUAGCAGACAGCCUCGAGUGAGGUCGGCAUCGUUGUUCAAUAAGCGCUAUGGCAAGCGCAGAACCAUUGGCUGGGUGCUAGACGCAGCCUCAGCCGAGUCACGCCCACCUUCGCCGAAGCCGAGAAAGUGUCAGUCUUGCAUGCUGGAACCCGGCGGCCGGUGCCCGGUGCCCCACUCCGUCGUCCCAUGGGGCUGGUUCAUGCCCCGGGCACGCAAUUGCGGUGCUGGCUCAGCUGUCAGGGUUUCUGCCAUGCAAAGACAUCUCCAGGUUCCCACCCAAAGGGCGCAGGCGUCGAAUUGGUCAGCACUGCUGGCUCGGCAGCUUGACUUCAUAUGUGGUGCACAACAGUCGCCUGAUUACACACCUGGCGGCGUGAAUACCCUUCGCGGCUGGUAGGAAAGCCCCCUCACCAUGGUUGGCCAAGGCGUGGUUGCCUGGCGACCUGGACGAACCUUGAUCGGUGAACAUGGCGG
Molecule: messenger RNA, 645 nt
Organism: Microdochium trichocladiopsis
Lineage: Eukaryota; Fungi; Ascomycota; Sordariomycetes; Xylariales; Microdochiaceae
Exons: 1
Coding region: 110-568 (152 amino acids)
Source: RefSeq, a predicted model, not a curated record